AUGGUUCUCAAAGAUCUUAUAAACCAUGUGAUCCUUCAAGAUUCUUCUGCCAUCAUGAGUGCAUGUGGGAGCGCUGCUCUCUGCCUUCUGCUCUUACUCUGUCUGACUCCGCUGUGUGUGACAGCAGGGAAAAUCUUAAUCUGGCCUGAGGAAUUCAGCCACUGGCUCAACAUUAAAAUUAUCAUAGAUGAGCUUAUAGCAAGAGGACAUAGUGUGACCAUCAUUACCCAGAGUGCUACACCGUCAAUAAAGACAGAUCAGUCUCCGGGCUACAAUGUAGAGGUCAUACAGGUGCCUCACAGCAAGGCAAAGGUUAUUGACACAUUCGACAGGUUUUUUAAAUACUGGAUGUACGACCUGCCAAAUACCAACAUGAUCCAUGCUUUUCUAAAGCUCACUGAAAUAAUAGACAUGAUGCUAGAGCAGAAUAAAGCUCUAUGCAGAGAGCUUUUUGCACGUGAAGAUCUGCUGGAGAAGUGGAGAAUGGAAAAGUUUGAUGUUCUUCUGACAGACCCUGUGAUUGUAUGUGGGGAACUGCUAGCACAGAAGCUCAAUCUGCCCUUCAUAAACACUCUGAGUUCCAGUUAUGGCAGUGUUAUGGAGCGACUUUGUGGCCAGCUUCCUGCACCACCGUCCUAUGUUCCUGCAGCUAGCCUGGGUUAUACAGAUCACAUGGAUUUCCUAGAGAGAGUGAAAAAUGUUUUGUUUAUUUUCUUUAUAAAUAUUGCAUCGGAUCUCUUGGCUAUGCUGAAAUGGGAUCAUCUCUUUACAGAAGUCAUGGGCAAACCCACAACACGGUGUGAAUCUAUGGGCAAAGCUGACAUCUGGUUAAUCCGAACUUAUUGGGACUUAGAAUUUCCACGGCCGCUCCUCCCAAACUUCAAAUUUGUUGGUGGAUUACACUGCAAACCUGCAAAACCUCUACCAAAAGAGAUGGAGGACUUUGUCCAGAGCUCAGGAGAUGAUGGUAUUGUAGUGUUUUCACUUGGCUCCAUGAUAAAAAACCUCACCAAAGAGAGAGCGAACACCAUCGCUUCAGCACUCGGACAGAUUCCCCAAAAGGUCUUGUGGCGAUACACUGGCGAGAAACCAGAAACUCUUGUUGCUAAUACAAGAGUCUGUGACUGGAUUCCUCAGAAUGAUUUACUAGGACAUCCUAAAACCAAGGCCUUCAUCACCCAUGGUGGGAUUAAUGGAAUAUAUGAAGCUAUUUAUCAUGGAGUUCCCAUGGUGGGUCUGCCACUGUUUGCUGAUCAGCCUGACAAUGUAAAUCACAUGAAAGCCAAAGGAGCUGCUGUGAUGCUUGACUUCAACAAAUUGGGGACAGAGGACUUGAAGCAGGCUGUCAAUGAUGUCAUUAAAAAUCCAUCCUACAAGGAGAGCAUUAUGAGGCUUUCCCAAAUCCAUCAUGACCAACCGAUGAAGCCGCUGGACCGAGCUGUCUUCUGGAUCGAGUAUGUGAUGCGCCAUAAGGGAGCCAAGCACCUGAGAGUCGGAGCCCAUAACCUCACGUGGUAUCAGUACCACUGCUUGGACGUUGCUGCCUUUCUGCUCUCUGUAAUUGCACUAGUCGUGUUCAUCUUUGUGAAAACGUGCAGAUGGCUCUUCUGGAAAUGUUGCAGAAAGACACCAGCAAAGAGCAAGAAAGAGUGA
This is a messenger RNA of Hemibagrus wyckioides, 1653 nucleotides long. RefSeq names its product UDP-glucuronosyltransferase 2C1-like. The record is from RefSeq and is a predicted model, not a curated record. NCBI's taxonomy places the organism in Eukaryota, Metazoa, Chordata, Actinopteri, Siluriformes, Bagridae. The transcript is spliced from 7 exons. Bases 1 to 1653 code for a protein of 550 amino acids. Gene Ontology annotation, molecular function: UDP-glycosyltransferase activity.